This is a messenger RNA of Babesia sp. Xinjiang, 3471 nucleotides long. Its product is annotated as putative DNA-directed RNA polymerase. Gene Ontology annotation, molecular function: DNA-directed RNA polymerase activity; DNA binding. The record is from RefSeq and is a predicted model, not a curated record. Gene Ontology annotation, biological process: mitochondrial transcription. The transcript has a single exon. Gene Ontology annotation, cellular component: mitochondrial DNA-directed RNA polymerase complex. NCBI's taxonomy places the organism in Eukaryota, Apicomplexa, Aconoidasida, Piroplasmida, Babesiidae. The coding region runs from base 1 to 3471 and encodes 1156 amino acids.
AUGGGACCAUCAUGUCGCCUGUACUCAACUUGGCUGGAGGCAAAUAUCACACGCCUCCUCCAUGGAACAGCCACAACACCUCACAGAGCUGCAAGAACAUUUAGACAUGGGCUAGUGCCAACAUUCAUCCAAUCGGGUUGUAAUCAGGUUUUAGAAUCUACCAGGCGCAGCCUUUACACAGAUGUAACACAAGAUGUCACUGAGCAUGCCGAAAUACAACAUAUUGCAAGUGACAACCCUUGUCAAGACCAAGUUGAGCUGCUACGACGGGUCAAGAAAGCUGUAGAAAUACAUGGUCCAAAGAUUAUAUGCUGGUUGAGGACCAAUAGACAAGCACAUAUACGUGAUGUCGACCCUUCAGUCGUUGCUCUUCUCAGGAACGCAGAACGGUUCGCCGCGUUGCACGGACUACUUCUCUCUGACGUCCCUUUGGAAAACCUUGAGAGACACCUACGUAGUGCUACUAAUCUCAGAAAUCUAUUCUCACCCUCCUUCAUCGAGGAACAGAAGGCAACACUGUACCGAAACAAACACCUACCACUUCUGAAGCACCCUGAGGAAGACUCCAUCGACACAGGGAGGCAUGACUCGCAUAUUGAUGGGCAUGGGGAUGCAUCGUGUCAUACAGAAGGUGACGGAGAGAGGGUGGAGUGUCUGGGACCAAACUACGUUAACUACAAGCGGCAGGUAUUGAUAGAGCGUCAGAGCUUCGCGGAGGCACUGGAAACAGCGCGGGUAGAAGCAUCAAGUCUCAUGGAACUGGAAAAACCAUCGCAAUUGCCUGCUUUAAGCCAAACGUGUGAACAAUGGGUACACGAUAUAGCAGAAUUUAUAAAACAGGAUAGACUCAAGAAUGCUGAAUCGGUACUGCCAUCUAUACUUGACGAACAGACGUUAGCCCGCGCCACAGUCAAUUUGGCCUUGCAACUUAUGUGUUUUCCAGCAUAUGCGCAUGAUUCCAAAGGGCAGCGGGGUGGAUUGUUACGUAGACGGCCACAACAGACUGCAGGGAACCAAGUGCUACUAGCACAUGCAGCAAUUCGUCUGGGUGAUGAAGUAGGACGGAUGUACGCAAGGAAACUUGCAGAAACUAAGACUACAGAGGGAAGUUCUGACAUGGGGGGCAAACCCGAAAAUGUGAAGAACAUUGAACCGGCAAAUCGCAACCAGCAAAGUACCUCAACUACCGCACAGUAUGGCGAUUCACCAAGAAAGAUUGGUGAAAUUUUCGACUUACCGAACCCAAUAAGUGUUGGUAUAAACGCAUUGAUGGCCUCAGCCUUUUCUCUGGCGUCCAAGGCUAGAGUCAUGUCGAAUACUGCCACUGGGGUCAUGGAUCCAACACCGCAGCUACAUAGCGAUGGAACGCUCACCGACGACCAAAAGCAGUGGAAUAACAAGCAGAGCGCUGCAGUGGGAGGAUAUCUAUUGCACGCCCUUGUUGAAUCGUGCUAUGUACAAGUUGACCUGACCACAGCAUUAAGGCAGACUAACUCGUUCGCAGAAAUAGAUCCGUCAAUGCUCUUACCAGACCUCCGUAAUGGUGGAUCUGAACAACGCGAUGCUGCGAAAAAGAGACGCAAUUGGCUUAACAAAACUGUAAGUCGUAUUCGUCAAUCACGUUUUGAUGCUGGAAAAGUCGAAAUCGCAGCGUUUGCACACAAGGUACAUAGGCACGGAGUCAAGGUCUACGGGGUGUUAGAAAUGCGGGAAUGUUGCAUGAUACAUCUACGUGAUGCUGUAGCUAGGGGGCUUGUAAAUCUCAGUUGCUUACCAAUGGUUUGUGAGCCAAAGCCAUGGACGUCCGUAUCGUCUGGAGGACUGGGACUGCUGAAACACUAUUUCAUAAGGACGCAGUGCAGGCCUACAUUUGAUGUGCGGGUAUACGACCUUUCUAAGGUCUUUCGGGUUGUUACAGCAUUCGGAAAAGUUCCCUGGAAAGUUAAUGGGGAUGUUUUCCAUCUGCUGAAGACCUUAUGGACCACUGACGCUCUACUACCAGUGCGCUCGUUCCUUCCAGACAAGUCGCUAGUUGACGCAGAUCCCAGCACGCUCACCAACGUUAUGGAACGCGCCAAUGCACUAUCUGAGUGCUCUCUUUUUGAACGUAGACUUAGAGUUGCAGAAGAUUUUCUUGCGGAGCCUAGGAUAUACUUCCCUCAGAACAUCGAUUUCAGGGGCAGGAUGUACCCACUGUCACCACACCUCAAUCACAUGGCGGAUGAUAUAUGCCGUGCGCUGUUGAAGUUCGCGGAGAAGCGUCCUUUGGGAGAACGGGGAUUCUUCUGGCUAAAGAUACACUUGGCCAACCUCUAUGGAAUUGACAAGGUUCCACUGUCUGAACGAGUGGACUGGGUGGAUCAGAAUACUGGGAUAAUACAACAGAUGGUUAGGGAACCGUUCUCUGAUAUAUCACAGUCAUUUUGGAAAAGGGUGGAAUCACCAUUCCAGUUCUAUGCAACUGCGGUUGAUUAUGUGGCAGCUCUGAAGUCAGGUGACCCUUACAGCCAUAUGAGUGAUGUCCCGGUGCAUCAGGACGGGAGCUGUAACGGUCUACAGCACUAUGCAGCUCUUGGCAGAGACUUGAAAGGUGGAGCUGCAGUCAACCUAACGCCUAACGAACGACCACAGGACGUUUAUCACCAAGUGCUGCUGGAGGUCAUCGCUAAGGUUCGGGCGGACUACCAGUGCAAUCCCGCGGCACCCAGUGAUUCCGUGUAUACCCGCUCGCGUCUCGCUAAGUUGUGUUUGGAGCACGGGAUUCUGAGGCGGAAAAUCGUGAAGCAGACGGUAAUGACCAUUUGCUACGGUGUUACGCGUACUGGUGCGGUAUCCCAGAUCGAGGCACGCCUAAAAGAAGUGGAGACAAUCGACUCCAUGGGCCCAAAAACUGUACGACAACUGGCAGCGUACAUAGCAGGUAAAGUAUUGGGCUCGAUCAAAACAGUCUUCGCGGAGGCUAUGGGCAUAAAGAAAUGGCUUGACGAUAUAUCAGCUGCGCACAACAGGCUGAACGUACCUGUAACGUGGAUAAGUCCUGUAGGCCUGCCUUGCGAACAACCAUAUUGCAAGGCAGUGACAAAGGUUGUUAGAACGCCAAUUCAAGCAAUUAACGUAGCGGAGCACGCCCCUAGUGUAGUAGACAAGCGUCGUCAGAAACUAGCAUUCCCGCCAAAUUUCGUUCACUCACUGGACGCAUCACAUCUCAUGCUAACUGCAGAGGUAUUGUUUCAGCGUGGAUUGAGUUUUGCGGCUGUUCACGACAGCUACUGGACGCACGCGUGUGAUGUUGAUGUUAUGAACGUAGCUAUACGAAACCAAUUCGUCGCCAUGUAUAGCGAGCCUAUCUUGGAGAAUCUAUACCAGAGCUGUAAUAAGCGGUUACGCGGUGAAGUGAUGAUACCGCCACCUCCUAGGAGGGGUCAACUGGAUUUGGACUCAGUACGGCAAUCUGUCUACUUUUUCCACUAG